ACGGUAAAUAAAACAUGCUACGUCGGACGACUUGAAUAUAUUAUCGACGGAUAUCACGAAGUUACAUAUAUUUACAUGACGUAUUUCCACCAAUACAAUAUAUACACGUGUACGGUAGAUAUAGCAUACUACGUCGGACGAAUCGAAUAUAUUAUCGACGGAUAUCACGAAGUUACAUAUAUUUACAUGACGUAUUUCCACCAAUACAAUAUAUACACGUGUACUGUAGAUACAACGGACUAGGUCAAUCAAAAGUCAUAGUAUAUAUUAAAUAAGAUGAAAAUAAUCAGAAAUAAUAUUUUAUUUCUGGCCCCUCUUCUCUCUCACGCACAUUUUUCACACAAUUGAAAACCCUUUUGCUUAAGCAACCCAAAACCUGUGAGACUGUCACUCUCAUUGAUGAUCUGCUUAUCUCAACAAAAAUCAAUUAAGUGUUUUUUCUAGAGGAAACUAGCUUUUGUAGGUUUUAUUUGCCAUUGAUAAAGCUCGUUUACAGCCAGGAGAUCCAAAAGUUUGACAUAUCACCUGAUAAGACACAGUCACAAUGAACAGAACAAUGAACAGAUAUAAUUUGUUGGAUCUCACUAUUAGGGAUAUUCUUCGUGUGAUCAAUCCCUCAAAUGACGAUUGGUCCUUCCGGUUUCAAAUGAUUAAUGAGAUACGAGCUAUUGUUGGAUCAAUAGAAAAUCUGAGAGGUGCAACUGUGGAACCAUUUGGCUCUUUUGCAUCUAAUCUCUUUACAAAAUGGGGAGAUUUAGAUAUAUCAAUAGAGUUGCAAAAUGGUACAUAUAUCUCGUCUCCAGGGAAAAAGCACAAGCAAAGUGUGCUGCAAGAAGUACUGAAAGCUUUCAGAAAGAAAGGUGGGUUCCGUAAACUGAAGUUCAUCGCCAAUGCAAGGGUACCCAUUCUGAAGUUUGAGGGGAGCUACAAUAUCUCGUGUGACAUCUCGAUCAACAACUUAAGUGGUCAGAUGAAGUCGAAGAUCUUAUUCUGGAUCAACGAGAUUGAUGGGCGCUUCCGUGAUCUUGUUAUGCUGGUCAAAGAAUGGGCCAAAGCUCACCAUAUUAAUGAUUCAAAGUCUGGAACUCUGAACUCGUACUCUCUCAGUCUGCUUGUAAUUUUCCAUCUGCAGACUUUGGUACCGGCGAUAUUACCCCCUCUUAGAGAAAUUUAUCCCGGGAAUAUGAUUGAUGACCUUACAGGUGUGAGGACUGUUGCAGAAAAAAAUAUCGAAGAUAUUUGUGCUGCAAACAUACACAGAAUUAGGUCGGACAGGUCGAGGUUGAUCAACAGAAGCACUUUGUCUGCGCUUUUCAUUUCAUUCCUCACGAAGUUUGCGGACAUUUGUUCAAGAGCUUCUACUCAAGGCAUUUGCCCUUAUUCUGGUCAGUUGGAGGAUAUUCAUACCAACAUGCGAUGGUUGCCUAGAACCUAUGCGCUAUUUGUUGAAGAUCCAUUUGAGCAGCCAGCGAAUACUGCUAGGACAGUUAGCAGUAACCAGUUAAUAAGGAUAUCACAAGCAAUCCAGGCGACUCAUGGAAUACUUGUGGCAGCAAAUCAAGACCGAACUUGUCUGAUUCCAGUUCUGGCGGGCCCACACAUCUCAUGUUUCUUCAUGAGACCAUCUGUACCAGCUCCUCCACUCUUCAAUCAAUUCCCAUCAAGAACUUCUUCCAGCACUCAACUUCCAUCAAGAGCGUCUUCUUCGAGCAGAAAUGGGCAUAGAACUCACCCACCACAGAGAAAGAAGACGCAAGACAGUUCUCAGGACAAAAGGUUGGAUAAACGUCCAACCGAACCAUCAAAGAGUCCAACACCGCCACCAUCUACAAGUCAAAAGCAGCAAGUGUGGCGGCCAAGAUCUGAGAGCUAAGGAGGGGAGAUCAAACUGGUUCUGAUGGCUGAGAGAGAGAGAGAGGGGCUGAGUCGAUUGUUUGCUGAUGAAAUGGAACCCCAGAAAUCCAGCGUAAGAACAUAUUUAUCAGAGCAAUGGUUUUGUUGGCUGAGGGGUUGGUUAAUUUUCGAAGCAUACAAUUACAAACUACAAUGAUGAGUCAUUUUGAACUAUAAUCAUGAUAGAUGUGCAAUUAUUUUUGCCCGAGGAAAAACAAAAAACUUUAGAAUUCCUUGAACUGAAGGAAAAUUCGAACUUAUGCUAUUCUUGUGCGCAAUUUGAUUUGCCGAGAUUAAUCUCGAGCAUGAUGAUGAUUUUGUUCUUAUGUCUGAGUUUUCAUUAAUAUCAUGGGCUAGAGCAUGUAAAGUGGAGAACAUUAUAAUGAAGAUUUCUUUCAUUAAUUACUAA
This is a messenger RNA of Erythranthe guttata (spotted monkey flower), 2302 nucleotides long. It is a transcript of the gene HESO1, whose product is annotated as Nucleotidyltransferase family protein. Gene Ontology annotation, molecular function: RNA uridylyltransferase activity. The record is from RefSeq and is a predicted model, not a curated record. NCBI's taxonomy places the organism in Eukaryota, Viridiplantae, Streptophyta, Magnoliopsida, Lamiales, Phrymaceae.